ACCAGUAGAUGAGCAGGUGAGAUACUUACCUGGUGAAAUGAUUCUUGGCAAGAAUUGUCACUGGCCUUGGGAGUGCAGGCAGCAAUCAAGAAAUCCGAAGGAGCUCUGACCGCUGUGCGACCAGGCAACAUUACACCCCAGACCAUCUUGACUUUGUAACGGAAAAAGAGAAUCCGUAUCAAGCUACUCAGCAGCUAAUCAAUCACCCGAGUCCACCAGGCUGGGCAUGGAAGAUUGUAUCUCUUAUGUACAUGAGGAGGAAGAAGAAACAGCUGGGGCACAGGAUGGAGUUGUGCUUGAAGUAAGGGGAUACAUUGUAAGAGAAAGGCAGCUUGUUAUGCUGCAUUAUGGGCCUGCAGAAUGGUGUUCCUGCUUUUUUAUGCUACAAAUUGUGAACAAAUUAAUAUCUUAGCCAUGUUAAAGUCAUAUCAAGCCAUGGGUCACUCACAAAUGUAAGUUCCCACAAGUGGGGUAUUUUAGCCUAAUAGCUAUUUGGAUAUCAAGACUUUAUAUUCCAAUAGCCUACCUGCUCAGAGAAGUAGACUGGGGAGAUGAAGUGGACAGCUGGCAUAAUAUACGGAUACUUGAACGCGGAAACGAAAAGACAGCUGCUGGAUCUAAUUUUAAACACAGGUCUCGAUCAGAUCCCUCUAGAUCCUGGUUGUCGUGCUACAGCAAAGUCAUUAGUGGGAGUAGAGAGGCGUGAAGUUGAAGAUACUGGUAAAAAGCUUUUGUGAGAAGGGGAAUCACCCUUGUUCCAGUUAUGGUAUUUCCAUUUUUCACAGCAAGUUCAGAGGUACCAAAAUUGCGAAAGGAAGACCAAAAAGCACGAAACGCACUCUUAGCUGAUAUACAGCAGGGAACUCGUUUAAGGAAGGUGACUCAAAUCAAUGACCGCAGUGCGCCACAGAUUGAAAAACCCAAGGGAACUAACAGAGAUGGAGUUAAUCCAGCCAUUAAUAAAGGCGGCUCUCAGCAGCCUCUGGGAGGCUUAUUUGCUGGUGGCUUUCCUGUUCUCAGACCAGCAGGCCAGAGGGACAUGCCAGCUGGGAGGCCUGGGCAGCUUCCUGGAGUCCGAGCAGCGGCUCCCAAGACCUCCGUCCCACCGACCAGCAGCGCUGCGAAGGCGAGCAGUAACCCCCCGCACCCAGCCGAAGGCCCCAGGGCGGCGGUCCCACCAGAGCCUCCCAGCACCUCCCGAGCCGCAGCCGCAGCCGCAGCCGGCCCGGGGCGGCCCAGCCUGCCCGCCCCGCCUCCACCGCCUCCCGCUUCCAGCAAACCUUCCCUCACCUUCCCUCCUCCCCCCGCUCUCCCGCCUCCGGCCGAGCGCCCUCCCAGGGGGGUGUCCCCCAGCGCUGCUCCUCCGCCCCCGCUCCCUCCUCCUCAGGCUGACAAGCCCACCAAGUUCCAAGCAGGCGCUCCGCACCCGCCCCCGCCGCCCCCUCCUCCUCCUCCUCCUCCUCUCCCCCCCUCCCUGCCCCCCGUCCCCCCCUGCGGGUUUCCAGGCAGGACAACCGACUUCUCCGCCGCAGCCUCCUCUCCGUCGGAGGGAAGGGAUUGCCCACCUCCCGCACCGCCGCCCCCGCCGCCACACGCGCACUCCCUGGCCGCGAACAGGCUCUCCUUUCCACCCUCCCCGGCCUUCAGCAGCGCCGCCAGCAGUGCUGACGUGCCCCCCCCGCUGCCCCCCAAGUCUCCCCACCUGCUGUCGCAGUUCCACAAGCCAAGCAGCAUCCAGUCGCUGCCGCUCCCUCCCACCCCCGGCCUCCCGCAGCCCGCAGCGGUGGCGGAGACCAGGAAGAAGAGACCCGGCCGAGGCGCAGGAACCGGUGCUGGGAAGCUAGUCACACCUCCACAGCCACCAGCAAGAUCACCAACAACUGAACUCACAAGCAAGUCCGGAGUCUCAGCCUGGGCUACAGCUCAUGACCUCUACCCACCACUUAAAAAUGGAAAUAUGCACAUCAUUGAUGACUUUGAAUCUAAAUUUACUUUCCAUUCUGUGGAAGAUUUCCCCCCACCUGAUGAAUUCAAGCCAUUUCAGAAAAUAUAUCCCAGCAAGAUACCUAGAGGUAAGUGUAUAAACAUGAGAAGAUCUGAUAAUUACCCAACAGGAUUAAAAACAGGGAGUGAAAAUAAAGAACAGAAACCAGCAUUAACGUGAAGAACUGGGCUGCUAGCAUAGGCACAGAGAGGAAUAGGAUUUGUUACAGUGGUAACAGGAACCAAGGAUAUAAUGAAAAGCACUUAUUAAUUACUUUAAAGUCUUAGUAGCUAAGAAUAAAAUUAUGUGGCUUGACAUGUAGUCUGUGUUCUUUAGAUUGUUGAAUUUGCAGAGCCCUUGAUGUUAAAAACAGUGAUGUCACAUAAACAGGCAGCUACUGAGUUGGGGUUUUUUGUUCAUAACUUACGAAAUCACAAAAGAAACGUGACUUGAUCCAUGUCUUCCAUCAUGUGUUUUGAUUUAAAUCCUAUGCAUGGUGUUUCACACACCUGAAUAACAAAGAGACUUGGUAACUGAACUUCGCUUCCCUGCCCCUCCCCUUAACUUAGACACUUAGUAUCAAGUCACCGUUGUAGGAGCAGAAGUUCACCUAUCCAGCUUUGAAAACUGGUAGUUGAAGGUGCUGUAAGAUCUCAUGGCCAUAUUCUGUUUUUUAUAAACCCCAGUCUUUUCUGUAUUAUUAGAUCAACUAUUUAUCUCCAACUUUUCAUUAAGUUUUUUUUUGUUCCCAUGCCAAGGUACUUUGCAUGACUUUUCACAGCCGCCUCAGUCAGUCUAAAUUGUCUGCUGUAUGAUCUGAUCAAAGACUUUUUUACUGAAGGGCUACAGAGCAUGAGCAAUAUAUAUAUAUACACAUGUAUUAGUUCAAAUGUAGGAGAUAAAUGCAGCAUCCCUGCUGUAGAACUGCAUCCAAAAUACAUAUCCAAAAACUGUAUCUAUCUCCUCUGAUUAAACCUGUCCUAUCUAUUUACAGAUCCCUCUAAAAAUCCUCCAUUAAGAACACAUGUGAGAUGAGAAGAGUCUUCUGAUGCUUUCUGGAUUAAUAUUAAAAAAGAACAACAUCAAGAUAAUAUAUAAAACAGAAGGGGUCCCCAUUACAGUGAUAGAGAUUAUAUUUGAAUUGCAAGUGCUUGCAAUGUUAACAUUUCUAUAAACAGGAAAAAUGAUGUAAAUCAUACUUUUUGAACUGGCCUACAUACCACAGGAAUGUUAGUACAGGCUUUUAAAUUAUUGUAUAUAGAUAGAUAUUUUUUAAGCAACACAGCAUAAGUUUUAAAUUCUUUGUAGUCUUGAAACAAUUCUUAUUCUUAUCACACUGACAGAUGUUACCUCAGAAAACUUUUUUUGCAUUAUACGCCUGUAGUUAAUUUUUCCCCUUCCAUCAUCAUUUUUAAGUAUUUUGGAAAUUCUCGCUAUUAUUCAGACAUUUUUCAAUGAACUAUCAGAAACUAACAUGCUACCUUUAGUCUCUUUGUAUGUUUCUUCACUUCUUCUAUUCUGCCUGUCCUCAGAUUGCAGCUGAAUGUCACUUUCAUGAACAGAUGGGCCCGCAAUCCUUUUCUCAUCAAGCAUGAAGAGGAAAGAGAUGACAAGGAGCUGUGGCUGCUGUUGAGCCUACCUCCUAUUGAUUAUAGAUCCUUAUAGGAUAGUGUCUGAAGAAGCCCAGCUGGGUAGGGUGAUCAUGGACUUGACAAAGAAGACAGAACUUUUCCAAACUGGGGAAAAAGAAAGUUGUUCUACUGUAAGCAAAAAAAAAAAAAAAAAAAAAAGUGUGUGUGAAUACACAUGCCAUGAAGUAUGUAUGUAA
Molecule: messenger RNA, 3812 nt
Organism: Aquila chrysaetos chrysaetos
Lineage: Eukaryota; Metazoa; Chordata; Aves; Accipitriformes; Accipitridae
Gene: WIPF3
Product: WAS/WASL interacting protein family member 3
Exons: 6
Coding region: 764-2164 (466 amino acids)
Molecular function (GO): actin binding
Source: RefSeq, a predicted model, not a curated record